Molecule: messenger RNA, 474 nt
Organism: Kwoniella mangroviensis CBS 8507
Lineage: Eukaryota; Fungi; Basidiomycota; Tremellomycetes; Tremellales; Cryptococcaceae
Exons: 7
Coding region: 1-474 (157 amino acids)
Molecular function (GO): acyltransferase activity, transferring groups other than amino-acyl groups
Source: RefSeq, a predicted model, not a curated record
AUGGGUAAGGAGUUACCUGCUUACUCCAUACGAAUAGCCAACACACCCGAGGAUAUACAGAGAUGUAUGCAGAUAAGGAAAGAUGUAUUCAUUGACGAGCAGGGAUACGAUAUCAGAGUAGAAACCAACGACGAUGAUCAUCGAAGUGCACAUUUCCUGCUGGUCUUACUUAAGACGGAUGAAGCUGUAGGAACGAUAAGAUUGAUCAAUGAGAACAAUCAGUUAGGAAGAUUCGCAAUACUGAAACAGUAUCGAGGACAAGGUCUAGGUGUACCUCUGAUACAGGCUUUACAUGAUCAUGUGAGGGAGAAAGGUGGUAAAGAAGUAUGGUGUCAGAGUCAAGCCGCAGAUCCAACGCAAGGCGGAGUGGAUGCUACGGGGUUCUACAAGAGAUUAGGUUAUGUAAAUAAAGGUGAGAAAUAUAUAAAAGAAGGAACUGUCCAUCAAGAUAUGGUGUACUUUAUACCUCAUUAG